Messenger RNA from Vigna angularis (adzuki bean), 1549 nucleotides. RefSeq lists its product as uncharacterized. The transcript is spliced from 10 exons. Gene Ontology annotation, molecular function: zinc ion binding; ubiquitin-protein transferase activity. Gene Ontology annotation, cellular component: membrane. The record is from RefSeq and is a predicted model, not a curated record. Gene Ontology annotation, biological process: protein ubiquitination. Bases 103 to 933 code for a protein of 276 amino acids. NCBI's taxonomy places the organism in Eukaryota, Viridiplantae, Streptophyta, Magnoliopsida, Fabales, Fabaceae.
UAAUUUCUUCAUAGUCACCUUGAUUCACUCCCUCUCACUCAUACACUCAGUGUAAGGCUAUCUCCACUACACUUUUCUCACUUGUAUCCAUUUUCAGGAUCAAUGCGGGAGCACGUGGUUUUAUCUGUUGUUGAUCCUCUUCUUGCAGCAUCUUCAACUUUGCAACCUGAGCACGGUGGCGAUGACCGAGAUUCACUCGUUGAGGGUGCUACUCAUCUCAAUGAUGUUGGGGGAUGUGAUACUCUGGAAGAGCAAGAACAAGAUCACGAAAAAGACCUUACCCUAAUGGUGGAGUGUCGCAUUUGCCAGGAAGAUGACAUUAUUCAAAAUUUGGACAUACCCUGUGGAUGCAAUGGAACCUUGAAGUUUGCUCAUAGGGAAUGUGUUCAGCUAUGGUGCUACGAGAAGGGUGAUACAAUUUGUGAAAUCUGCCAUCAGAAAAGUUCUCUUGACAUUCAGCCAUUCAAACCUGACUAUUCUGCGACAACAACUGUCUACCAUCCUGGAGAUACUUCAAUUGAUAUCAGUGAUGACUGGGAAAGCUCUAGUAUUCCUUUAGAUUUGCACAAUUCUCGACUUUUGGCUAUUGCAGCUGUAGAGCACCAAGUUCCAGAGAUUCGUGAAGGUUAUGCCAAUGCUGCUGGCACCAAUGGAAUUACAUUGUGGCACUCGGUUGGUCUAAUUUUAAUGGCUCUUUUACUUCUGAAGUAUGUUGCUCCCCUCUUCAAUGCUGAUGUGGAGAAAGUUUUAACGUAUUUUUAUUUUUUCUUUCUUCGUACGGCUGCUGUUGUCCUUCCUUGGUAUCUUAUGGCCUGGAUAAUUCGCGUAAUACAGCAUCAAAGGCAAAGACAACAAGCACCUGAAGAACUUGCAUUUAUGCUACAAGCAGACGAACAAGGGGUAGCAGAGCUGAAAAGGGAAAUUGAUCAUUGAUUUCUAUCUUCGAACAAAUUAUUUGAAUGUGCGGCUGCAGCAUUCUCCCAAUAGCCGAGAAUAACAUGGCUGAUGGAAUUGUUUUAAAUUACGGUUGCAGUUUCAUGCAGUUCUUGAAAUUUUGUGAAAUUGCUGUUGAUGGGGGCGAUUAAAACCAUAAACCAUGUUUGCUGGUCAGCGUUGGCUCAACAAAGUAUGUAGUAUGGUAGGCUGCUUUCGCAUCUAGGACGAGCUCCUCCUGCCAUCACCACCACCGGACUACCUUAUACCACCAACAAGCUCUUCUAGGAAGCUCUGACACCUCCAAACAAGCACACCACAGUAAUCACACCACCACAAAGAAGCCCACCAGCACAGGGAAGGAGGAAGAAGAAAUGUGAUUUCUAUGGUGGGAUGUGGGGACUGCUUUAAAUGAAGUGGUUGAAUAUUGGCUAAAAGUUUUCUUUUUUUUAACUACACCAUUUAAAUUUUUGGUAAGGGCAAAUGGGAAAUUGGAAGGUGCAGAGAAAAAACUGUAAUGGUGUAAGGAGAAACUCUCCUUGAAUAAACUUCCGGACACGACUAAGCCAAUGCUGGAAAUAACUUUUUCAGAAAUACUUCCACGAGAAAAAUAUAA